Messenger RNA from Porites lobata, 4507 nucleotides. The record is from the annotation of a GenBank genome assembly. NCBI's taxonomy places the organism in Eukaryota, Metazoa, Cnidaria, Anthozoa, Scleractinia, Poritidae.
AUGAGCGGGAUCUCGCAUGAUGUUGAAGAUUUCACUUUAUCUUCGCACGAGCAGUUCAGUAUCGAAAGCAUGCGCAGAAAAACACUGAUUCCAAAACUCAAGCUCACACUCGAAUCUCGUGUUCACAGGCUGGGUACGCUGAAAGGUCUCCCCCGUCUUUUUCUCUUCCGAAGAGCUUUCUGUUUCUACUGGGGACUCAUAAUUUUACUGUUUAUUUACCUUAAAUGGAACUAUCCCCUGUAUCUGACAAGCAACGUCAAUCGGAACACUCUACAAGACUUUGGUAGAGACUGGUGCCGAAUGCGCAACGCGAGAACAGACUGGAAACGAAUACGAGAACCCUGUGAACAAAACACGGUCUACGAAUACAGCUUGCCCGGAUGGAGCAAGGAAAAUAGAACGAAUGGGCGCUUCAGCUUUCUUGAUUUCAUGGACAUCCGCCCUGCUGGUGAAUUUAGUAGGCUUAUGAUUCGUACCCAGACCGCCUAUGGGCUUAUUAAAUCAGUUGGCGGAGACUAUUGGCGAGUGUUCAUUUCAGGCCCUACUGGAUUUGCGCCAACUGUGUUUGAUCACGGAAAUGGAUCCUAUGAGAUCUUGUUUCUGAUUCUUCGGCCUGGGAAUUAUUGCGUAUCGGCUGUUCUGGAUCAUUCUAUAUGUGAAGGCAUGAAGGACCCUCCAGACUACUGGUUUAUCUCCGGUAAGAAAACAGUGUCAUGGUAACCAACUUACAAAGAGCACCUUUAAAAGGCCAUGGUCACUCAAACUGCAUUGCGCCCUUGUCUUUAUUUUGAAAGGGUUCAGCCAGGGAUGAAUUUAUUGUCAAAACAAUUUUACCGUAAAUGAUCUAAUAGACGUCCGGAGCGUUUAUUUAAUUUUAGGUGUCGUUUAUUAGACAAGAGACAUUCAUUUGAUAGGGAGCUUCAAUUAUGUCAUUUACGGUAAACUGUAGCCAAGCAUACUCAAGUACUAAGGUACCAACUGCAACUAUAGAGAACAGAUACUCGUAAAAUGUAGAGCAACGCUGAUGUAUACUUAAAAGCCUACCCUCAAUUCUCGAGCGUACUCCAAACAUGGUCAUUUAUGUUUGCAGGAAAUACCCAUGGAAGCAACCAGCCUCAGGGCAUUCUGGGUGGAAAGCAAGUGUAUUUGAUGCAUCCCUUAGCGGGCGGAGAACCGCUGUGCUUUGAAGUGCCCGCGAGUAGAGGGCCAACGAGAAGAGAUGGUACGAACUAUUCUUCCUUGCCAGUUCUUUAAUUCCUAUUGACUUGACUCAAAAGAGAAUGACCUAAAACGUAUAAAUACUAAAAUAGGAGCCCAUGGGAAUAGUUAGAUAUUUUACAGUCCCCUAUUUUCCCUGUUAUUUUCGGGAAAGACAGAACGAAAGGGCGCCCUCUUGAUUUCAUCUGGUGAACGAUGGUGACGGGAGCUGGAGUAUGCAUAUUGCCCAAAGGGUCGGGGAUUGGAGACAUAUCUGGCCUCCCUGCCCUACCCACAAGGACAAAUUGUACUACCCUCAGCUUUCGCUUACUAUAUAAAAACCAAGUCCAACUACCCUUCGGACUCGACACUAAACUUCCACAAUCACGCGGACAAACACUAGGUUACGAAUAGUCUUGGAGACACUGAAAUGAGGGUCCUUACGGCCUGUUAACUUCUUUUGCUGGGCUUGACUGUAAUUUACACUUAUAUUUUAUUCAAUGUACCUUUUUUUCAGAAGAAUUUUUAAGUUAUGGAUAUGGACAUCCGUCCCACUGUGGUACUGACUGUAAGUUUUUAUCAGAUGGAUUUGGCUAUUGGAUGAAUGGUUCGUGGAUAGCGCAUGCUCCUGGUAAGGCCCUUUACCCUCUAUAACUGAGUUUUAUUUUUCACUCAGUAUUUUUGGAAGCAGAAGUACGUUUAAUUUGCUGUCUGUAAAUGUUGUUUUAUACUCCAAGAUUUAGGGAAAAUUCACUUUAAGUUAUACAGCGUUUCUCACCACCUGCCAAUCCUAACUAAUAUAGCAAUCUUCAAGCCUUGCACCACCGUAAGCGUUGUUUUCCCACGCAUACUGUAAUUAGUAGGGGUUCGGUGUUUCAUACUCCACCUAAAUGGACAAAUGCUUUGCUUUGUCACGUCGUUACUACACUCACAAUAUAGAACCCUGAUUUCUUUACUUUUCGAUAAUUUAAAUCUUCUCAGGAGAUUUGAAGUUUAUCCCGCUGAUUGAGAAUCAGAAACACGGCUACGUUUGAUUUAAGAAUAUAGGAAAUAUCAGCCUAGUCCCCAGGCGUUCUUGGCGCGGUCAAUCCUGGACUCUACCCUGAGCUGUGACGUCAGCGAGAGAGACUUGCUGAGAAAGCGUUCUCUCGCCCGCUCUUUCCCAGACUGCGCGCAGACAGCUGAGCAAGAGAGAACGCCUAGGGACUAGGCCGAGGAAAUGUAAGAGGAAAUAGAAGAUAUAUGACUGAGUUUGCUGCUUAAUAGUUUGCGUCGGGUGACACCUCACAAAUCCUUCAGGCCUCUCUAAAAAGGAGAUUGUUAUAUUGUUUGUCCCACUUUCAAACUGAUACAUUAUUGUUUCUUUUAGAUAACUUGUUCGCGCCUUCCCCGCGCAGAAGAGAAGGAAUACUGUGGAUUUACGGUGAUUCACUUGCUCUCAGAUUCUACGACUCCAUCUAUUACACGCCUUUAUGCACAGAAAUAUUCAAGGCCUGUAACAUUACCUACAACUGGGUCUACAACAUGAACGAACCUGUAGAAAUUGAGAAAUAUAAGAGAAACUAUCGUGACUUUGAUCCUUGGCGAGUGUUAAAUGAAAUCAGGGAUGUGAUAUAUCUUCCUCAAAUGGACGAAAAAAGUGUUAUCGUCCUAAACUGUGGAUUGCAUUACGUUUCUUCUUUAAAAUUUGCGGUUUAUCGCAAGCUGAUUGAUGACAUUAUUGCUAUGUUUAAAGAAACCUGGGUGAAUAAAUACGGUAAAGUGCAGCUCAAGUUUCGGGGAAAAUUGAUUUGGAAAACUACAACAGCCAUUCACAGGGAGAGGUUCCUGUACCAUGAUCACCCGAGUCCGCGAUUCCUAACUCUUCAGGUAACGUUUUCGUCCAUCCAUCGUUUUCAUCCAUCCAUCCAUAAAAAAACCAACGGUAAACUGCUCCUCACAGCAGAAAGAAGAAAAAACAAAAUCAAAGCCGUGAGGAACAGUUUGCCAUUGUUUCUUUCUGCGAACCAUUGUUAUUUACUGUCCACCAUAUUCAAGUAAUUAACUAUCCAAUAAUUUCAAAUGAGUUCGCAAGUUAUCUGGAAUCGAUGGUUAUGCCAUCGGAACCACUCUUGAAAGCGGGUGUUUUUAACCUCCAGGUCGACGUCCCAGAAAACCCGGAUAAAGUCUCUUUACUUAGCCUGCGAGAGCAUCCGGUUUUUUCGGCUCAAGUUUCUAGUUUCACCCGCCGAGAAAAAGGUCUUUUUUAUGUACACUAAACAUUUAACAAUAUAACUGCAUGAUGUUUGGCUAACUAACCUAUAAAAGAUCUCUCUUCUCGCUACUAGACUAGUUCUGGGCUGCUUCAUUACAGACACUCUCUCCAAAUCAGAGUGAACCAAGCAAAUACUUCAUAUGACGCCAAUUUCAACAGGGGGUUUUGCUUCUUUUUGCUUACUAUUUGCACACCGUGGACCAACCAAUUUCUCGCCCAUGAAAAUGGCAAACAAUUCACUACAAUCAAAAUAAGCUAAAAAUAACUGAGUCUAAAGAAAACAAAUCCAUCCACAGCCUUGAUUUGUUUGGCUCAACAGGUCGGGGGGGGGGGGGCAGUUGCCCCUCCUGCCUCCCCGCUAGUUACGGCUCUGGAUUUUUAAUUGAGUGAAUUAUCAUAAAGCGCUAUUCAUCAUCAUCAUUAUUAUUAUCAUCAUUGAUUGAAUGACUGACUGGCGGCUAGAUUAGGCAGUGAGUCAGUCUGUCAGUCAGCCGAAUAUCAGCCAGUCAAUCAGUCUGUGAAACAAUCAGUCAGCUCAUCAGGUAAUUAUUCAUUCAGUCACUCAGUAAUCCAAUCUUACAGAAAGUGAGUUUUCCCUUUAGUCAGUCAAUCACUUGACUAUCUACCAGACUUUUUGUCAGUCACUUAGUUUGUCCGCCCGUCAGUUAGUUGGUAAUGAAGUCAGUCGCCAAGUUAGUCCGACAGUUGGCCAGUCAGCCCGUUACUCAGACAAUAAGCAGACUGUCUGUCUGUUUGUCUGUCUAUCUGUCUGUAUAGUCCUUUCGUCAUUGUCUUAAAAGGUUUCAGUUUUAAAAUACUUCAUUUUUCCUUUUUAUUUAGCGCAUACAGUUGUACAACGCGUACGCCAUCUGGGCCAUGUGCAAAGCAGGAAUUGAGAUUCUCGAUGUUUUUCCGAUGAGUGCCUCGUAUCCCGAGGGAACAGAUGGCAGUUUAGACAAGCAUGAUGCGGUACACUUCAAGAAAACAGUGUUUAAACCGGCAGAGCAGCUUCUCUAUGAAUACUUUAAUCCUCGCAGCAGCAAAACCACAAAUUGA